Molecule: messenger RNA, 984 nt
Organism: Pseudogymnoascus destructans
Lineage: Eukaryota; Fungi; Ascomycota; Leotiomycetes; Thelebolales; Thelebolaceae
Exons: 3
Coding region: 169-984 (271 amino acids)
Biological process (GO): regulation of DNA-templated transcription
Source: RefSeq, a predicted model, not a curated record
CACAUUUACCUAGUCUCGAUGGUGAACUACACCCAGUACCACCUCUUCAAGUGAAUUCUGACUGUGAGAUUGUUAUGUGCUGACUCCACUCUCCUUUAUGAUUGGGAGAAACCACAUCUCCGGGUUUACUCUCUUUACUCGAGGUUUCCUGAAAGACAGCUAUCAAGUAUGGAAUCUCUCCAUGCUCAAGAUGAAGCAGCCCACUCAAUCGAGAUCCUCCGCCAAGCCAGUUCAUUCUUGGAGCAAGUCAAGAUGAACUACGAGAACAAACCAGAGGUGUAUAAAGAACUGUUACGUCUGCUCAAGUCAUACUCAGCUGGAAGAGAUGAGGCCCACCAACAUAUCAGCGCCCAAGUGAAGGCCUUGUUCCGUGGAACUGCACUUCGACUUCCACAAGUCCGAAAUGUCUUAAUUAAAACUAUUCGAAGGGGGGAAGGAACGCCAUACGCUGCAGCUCUGGUCAACUCUGCCAUCAAUCGUGUAGCCAAAGUCACAGUCGGAAGCACAGCAGCCGAAGAUUCUGAGGAGGAUAGAAUAGAAGAGAAUGCCAUGAAAACCAUGUCAGCGGCCAAAAACCUCCCAGGCUUCAGUGUUGAUGCGGGCCUACUUGAAGGCUUUCGUCAACUGUUGCCAGCAAAUGUUUAUCCAACGGUUGCGGGACGCACCAUGGCAACUGGAGGGGCAUCUCGGUUCCACAAGGAAGAAGGGAGGCGGUACAUGGAGUUUCUCAAGAUCUAUUUCAGCGACAGACCAGAUGUCUAUGAAAGAUACGACGUGGCCAUUGAGGACUUUGAGAGAACGAGGAUUAGGGCAAAUCGCCGCCUGUAUGUUAAAGCCAGGAUUUUGCUCCAGGACUCACCAAAGCUCUUUGAAGGGUUUCAGAAUUUCAUGCCUGAAAAUGGAAAGGGCGAACUCUAUCGGACAUCGGCUGGGAAGCUUCGGUGGUGGCACUACCAUGCUGACCACGUCACCUAUGAAAAAUAG